CCACCCACACUUAACUCGACUCAGCAUCCUUAAUUUUACUCCCCUUUUCAAUAUCGCCACCCUUAUCCCUCUCCCCUCCUCUCUCCCCCCCUCUCCUCUCAAGUCUCUGAAACUCUGUCUCCAAUGGCCAAUGUCCUCCGAACUUCUCCUUUAGGGGCAACUUUUGCACAACUUCCUUCCACUCUCUCGCCAAACUCCCCAAAACCUUCAUAUGUUUCGUUUAGACAAAGCCAGAGCGGCAGCAUACCUUAUCUCACUCUAAGCUCUCUCCGGUUCUCUCACUUGCCGUCCCUCCGGUUCGCCAAGUUCGUUCCUUUGGCUUCCCAAGGUGAAACCGAAACUACUGAGACCGUGGAGGAGGUUCGACAGCCCGAAGAGAUCGAGGACUCUUCAGAUGGUGCAGUAAGUGUGGAAGAUAGUACAAGCGACGAUGAAGAAAGUGGUACAAGUAAUGAUGAUGAAGGUGAUGCUGAGGAAAAACCUGUUUCAGCCAUCAUAGCAUCACUGCAAUUAUACAAAGAAGCUUUGGCCAGUAACGAUGAAUCAAAAGUAGCUGAGAUAGAAUCUUUCCUCAAAUCUAUUGAAGAUGAGAAAAUAAGUCUUGAAAAGAAAGUGGCCUCUUUGUCUGAAGAACUGUCAGCAGAGAAGGUUCGGAUUCUGAGGAUAAGUGCAGAUUUUGAAAAUUUCCGUAAAAGGACUGAUAGGGAACGUAUUUCUCUGGUAACAAAUGCUCAGGGGGAAGUUGUGGAGAGUUUGUUGCCCGUAGUAGAUAAUUUUGAGAGGGCUAAAACCCAGAUUAAGGUGGAGACAGAAGGAGAGGAGAAGAUCAACAAUAGCUAUCAGAGCAUUUAUAAACAGUUCGGAGAAAUCUUAAGCUCUCUCGGUGUUGUCCCUGUUGAGACAGUGGGGAAGCCCUUUGAUCCGUUGUUGCAUGAAGCAAUCAUGCGUGAGGACUCCACGGAAUUUGAAGAAGGUGUUAUAAUCGAUGAAUUUCGCAAGGGGUUUAAGCUUGGUGACAGGCUUUUGCGUCCAUCGAUGGUAAAGGUAUCAGCUGGUCCAGGGCCUGCCAAGCCAGAGCAGCAAGUUCCUCCUUCUGAAGAACAGGAUGCCAGUGAAACCACCCAGGAGGGCAGCACAGAAACAGAGUCAGCUUAAAGACCAGAUACUCAUUCUAGUUUCAGUUUUGUAUCAGCAAUAGAUAUGAGCACGUGCUGCCUUGAGUACUCAUUUGGAUGUGCUUGAAUGUUUAGUGCUUUAGUGCACUCAAAAUAUCAAUUGGAAUUUUUAUUUGUUGGUGGUUGUGGAGGAACUAAACCUGAUGUACGAACUCAGAGGGUAUUUAGUUGUAGAAAAAUGCCCGACAUGGACCAGCUAGUAGAGGUGGAAAACAAGAAGGUUAGGUAGGUUGUGGUUGAGGAACGAGAGAUUGCGAUAGAAGAAGAAGAAACAGGAAAAGUAGAGAAUUGGGAAACAAAUAAAGAAGCAGGAAUUUUGAGAUGAAAUCAAGGGGCUUUGAUGAGAUUCAUUUGCUGUAACAAUUGGAGUUGAUUGAGAACAAAGAUUCUCACAAAUCUGAUUUUCCAUUUAAAAGGACACAAUGAGUGUAUUUUAUACUUUAGCUGACACAUCAGCUUAACAAACUACAAUGAGUGUAUUUUAUAAUUUCUUUAAUAGCAUUAGAAGACU
Molecule: messenger RNA, 1686 nt
Organism: Prunus mume (Japanese apricot)
Lineage: Eukaryota; Viridiplantae; Streptophyta; Magnoliopsida; Rosales; Rosaceae
Product: Co-chaperone GrpE family protein
Biological process (GO): protein folding
Cellular component (GO): chloroplast
Molecular function (GO): protein homodimerization activity; adenyl-nucleotide exchange factor activity; protein-folding chaperone binding
Source: RefSeq, a predicted model, not a curated record